AUGGCUUCAAAAUCAUGGGCCGUCCGAGUGACGUCUUUUUCUGGCGAGGAGGUGGGCAGCUACGAGGUUCCGCCCUUUCCAGCCGGACUGCAGACCCUCACCUUCAAGAUCGCAGGACAGAAGGGCAUCAGCUCACAGCAGGUCACCCUCUUGCACGAAAACAUGGCGCUCACACGAUGGAGUGCUUUGGCGGAGGCCCCUGACGUUCUCCAACUUGUGGUGGUUCCUCCGGCGCAUGCAGCGCAGAGGCAAGCGGCAGCGGAACUUCUCAGCCAGCUUGAAAACUCCCGCCCAUACCCUGCGACAAUCAACCAGAUCGCCAGAACUGAAUGGAGUGUCCUUGGUCUGACCACCGACCUGGUGUUGGCGAAAACAUUAGACAGCACGAUACGAUACAAGAGCGAAUACAUCGUCGGAAUGCUUCUGGAACAGAGGGCCGCCGUCAACAGACCAGAGGGGACCGCACAACCUCUUCAUUCUGCAGUGAUGCUCAACCAUUUACCCACCGUGAGGCUGCUCUUACGUGCCGCAGCCGACACCAAUUGCACAGACGAUGAUUCUAAGUCAGCCCUGCACCUUGCUGCUGCAGGGGGCUCGAGCGUUGUAGCAAGGCUUUUGCUGGAGAAUCGGGCGAUUAUCAACCGGCCAGAAGACACUGAAACUCCUCUUCAUAGCGCUGCUGCUGUCCGCCACCUAGAAACGGUAAGCAUCCUUCUUGAGGCUCAGGCGCAGGUGAAUCGGACGGGUCGGGCCGAAAGGACGGCGUUGCACUGCGCGGCUGUCGCCGGCGCUGGUCCCGUGGUGUCUGCCUUGGUGGCGGCAAGAGCCGAAAUUCACCGGCAGGAUCGAAACCGCAAGGUGGCCUUGCAGUAUGCGGUGUCCAGUGAUGAUGUGCUCUCCGUCGACGUGCUGCUGAGUGCCGGCGCGGCCGGCGCUGAGCUCAAGAUCCGCGGCCGAGUACCAGUCCUACACUACGCGCUGUCUGCAAGUACAGAGGCCAUGGUGGAGCACGUCCUGAGAAGGCGAGCAGAUCUUGAUGCGACGGACCCGAAGGGUCGACUUCCGUUCCUACUUGCAGCUGCCAGAUCGGAUUCCGGCUUCAUAAAGCUUCUUUGCAAGUGGAAGCCGCUGGAUGCAGAGGACAUGGAUCGCGCCUUGUGCGUGGCCGCCGAGAAGGGCAACUCCAGCGUUGUGCAGUUCUUGCUGCAGAGGCGUGCGAACCCAUCCAGCAGAACUGAAGAAACAACCUGCUUGCACCUGGCAGCGGCCGGAGGCUACGAGGUGGUGAUCCGGGAGCUGCUUCAUGCCAAGGCCGACGCCAACUGCAAGGACUCGAAGUCUCGGAUUCCAUGGAAGGUCUGCAAGGGCAAGAGCCUUGCAGAGCUCCUCAAGCCUUCCCGCUGA
This is a messenger RNA of Symbiodinium sp. CCMP2456, 1404 nucleotides long. NCBI's taxonomy places the organism in Eukaryota, Dinophyceae, Suessiales, Symbiodiniaceae. The record is from the annotation of a GenBank genome assembly.